Molecule: messenger RNA, 9461 nt
Organism: Cyclopterus lumpus (lumpfish)
Lineage: Eukaryota; Metazoa; Chordata; Actinopteri; Perciformes; Cyclopteridae
Gene: fam120c
Product: family with sequence similarity 120C
Exons: 17
Coding region: 1058-4165 (1035 amino acids)
Cellular component (GO): nucleus
Source: RefSeq, a predicted model, not a curated record
CCCUCCCACUCCACUGGGCCGCGAGGAAGUCGCAAGAUGGCUGAUGUCGCUUGGAAGUAAUGUUCCCCUCUGCAACAUGAAGCCGUGAGUGUGGAAGAAAGCGAGGGAGGCACCAUCGGGCUUUUAUUUUUAUUUUAUUUUAUUUACUUUUAUUUUAUUUCGUCAAACAUCCAUCUCAUUCCGCGUCGUGUCCGCCCCGGACUUGUCUUCGGGAGUUGACGCGUCAAAUCACGCCGGGGACCCUGCCAGCAGCUAACAGCUAACCACACAGCUAGCAAAUGUUGGUACAGCUAGCCAGCCAGGGACAUAGCUUGUUAGUUUCUUUUAAUUGAUAUUCAGAAAACCCGCGAGCCAACGAGCUACCAGUGUAAAUGUUAAUUUGAAAUUUGCCUGAGAGAGUGCAGAAUAAAUGUCAAAUAUUUUAGCUGUCACACUGAAAAAUAACGAUUUGCAAGCUGUUCGGUUCAACAUCAUGUCCGCGAACUGGCCAUCCAGCCUGUGGGUUGCUAACGUUAACUAAUGCGCAGUGUUGCAUCUUUUUCAUGUGCACAAAUCAGCAAGAUACUUAUUUUAUUGGCAUUUUUCAUUAAAAUCCAACCACCUUGCUGCAUUUCCUUUAUUUGCUGCCAACUACCUGUUUGAAGCUGGUUAUGUUAAGGCCAAAUUAUGGGAGCAGGAAAUGUGUUGAACUUUUUCUGGUCGUAGGUGGCUACACUGGCCUUGCUGGCAUCUCACCAAAAAUCCACAGGGAUGGACACUAAAUUGAGCACCCACUCACAAAACUGAGAAAUUGUCAUUUCGAUUUCACGGAUUAGGUAGAAUUACGAUUGCUGACACACGUGUACACAAGUGCACGGUGACUCAUUUCACUAGUCUGGGUGACAGAUUGUUUUGCAGGGUUAACUGAAGUACAGUUAGUCACUACAUCGAAGACCAGUUAGCUUGCCUGAAGUGCAUAGCUAGCUCCGGUCUCGCCCCACAUCACAUUACAAACACGGCGUACAGAACGUAUUCAGAGCCCGCUCCCGGCCAGACGCACAGGCUCAACAACACCGUCAUGGGAGUGCAGGGUUUUCAAGAGUAUUUAGAGAAGCGGUGUCCUGGGGCCGCGGUCCCGGUGGACCUCCUGAAGCUUGCCCGUACCGCGGCCCGCCAGCCCCCUCACCACCAUCAUCCACACCACCACCCACACCACCCCGGGCCCAUGCCUCCCCCGCCCCCGCCUGCCAGGAUCCUAAUCGACGCUGACUCCGGCCUGCAACGCCUCUACGGCGGCUACCAGACGGACUGGGUGUGCGGGGGCGAGUGGAACGCAAUGCUGGGCUACCUGGCUGCCCUGUCACAGGCCUGCCUGUAUCAGGGUGGCCUGGAGCUGGUCGUGGUUUUCAACGGCACAUUGGGAAAGGAGCGCUGGCCCGAGUGGGCGCGGCGAGCUCAGGGCCAGCGACAGACGGCGCAGCUGAUAGUCAACCACGUCGGCAGCAAGGCCACCCCGCCUCCUCGUGCAUGGUUCCUGCCCCCGGCCUGCCUCAGCCACUGCGUCCGCCUGGCCAUGUUCCGCUUCCGAGUGCGGGUUGUACAGACUUUGGAGGACCACCACCAGGAAGUGCUGUCUCUCUACAGGGACUUUGGAUUUGCUGGCCUGAUUGCUCAGGAUUCUGAAUUUGCCCUCUGCAACGUACCCGCCUAUUUCUCAUCGCACGCGCUCAAACUGAGCUGGAACGGCAAGAACCUGACCACACACCAGUACUUGCUGUCUGAGGCCGCCAGGCAGCUCGGGCUGAAGACACAGCACCUGCCCUGCUUCGCUGCUCUGCUGGGAAAUCAUAUUCUGCCUGAUGAAGACCUGGCUGCCUUCCACUGGAGUCUGCUGGGACCAGAACACCCACUAGCUUCUCUCAAGGUGCGAGCUCACCAGUUGGUGCUGCCGCCCUGUGAGGUGGUGAUCAAGGCCGUCUCAGAGUACGUCUCCUCCAUCAAAGACCUGGGGAACCUUGAUGUCAUCGCCAGAGAUGUCUUCAAACAGUCACAGUCUCGUAUGGAGGACAAAGUGGAGCGAUUCAAGAAAGCUGUGGAGUAUUUCUCUGCUGCCUCCAAACCUCGUUCGCCCAACAUGGGGCCCUCCUCUUUCAUCUUACCUGGGUUUGGAUUUGGGGGACCACCCGGCCACAUGGGACCUAUGCAGCCUGGAAAGAAUCAGUUCCCUCCUGCCCAGGUUCCAGGGUUAAAGCCACCCUAUCAAAAUGCUCCAUAUGGACAUGGCUCCACCCCUCUGUUCCAGAACCCGCCGCAACCAUCCCACGACUGCAACGAUUCAAUGACAGGCAAGAUGGGCUUCUCUGAUUGGUCGGCUCCAUAUGAUUCCACUCAGGGGGGAAAUCGAUUACCCAAUCAUCACACCACCACUCAGACUGGUCCCUCUCCGUCUCCUUCAUCGUCAUCAGAUGGAGAUGAAACCAACGACAGCAACGCAAACCAUUUGACGGACAAGUCCUCUCGGUGGGAGGAUCCUGCCGGAAGGGUGGGCUUGGCCUCUGGAGACGGUUCCCAAGGCAACGGGAGCGGAUCACACAUUCCGUCACUGCUGUCUAUGGCGACGCGCAGUCACAUGGACAUAACCACACCCCCUCUGCCUCAGGUCAGUGCUGAGGUUCUUCGUGUAGCUGAGCAUAGACACCGAAGAGGACUAAUGUACCCCCAGAUUUACCACAUUUUGACCAAGGGAGAGAUGAAGAUGCCAGUGUGUAUAGAGGAUGAGUGCAACUCUGAGCUGCCUCCUGCCUCUCUGCUGUUCCGUGCUGCCAGACAGUAUGCCUACGGCGUCCUCUUCAGUCUGGCUGAAACACACCGCCGCCUGGAGAGGCUCGCUCUCCGCAAGAGGGCUCCCCUGGAAGUUCCUCCAGUGAUUGUCAAAGAGUGGAGCAGCGGUAAAGCCAAGUCGGCCCUGACUCCGGAGCUGGUCCCGGCCCUGUGUUUCCGGGAGUGGACCUGCCCCAACCUGCGGCGGCUGUGGUUGGGUCGUGCCAGUGAGGACCGCUCCAGGAGAACCAGGGCUUUCCUGGCCUGCCUACGCUCUGACUGCCCAGCCCUCCUCAACCCAGCACAGGUCCCACAGCAUCUGCUGCUCAUGUGCUGUGUGCUCAGGUAUAUGAUGCAGUGGCCUGGAGGAAGAAUUCUCCAGAGACAUGAGCUCGAUGCCUUUCUGGCUCAGGCUGUUUCCAGCCAACUCUAUGAACCCGACCAGCUACAGGAGCUCAAGGUGGAGAAGGUGGAUUCCCGCGGAGUGCAGCUGGCUUCUCUAUUCAUGGCCGGCGUGGACACAGCGCUGUUCGUCAAUGAUGUGUGUGGUCAGCCGUUGCCAUGGGAACACUGCUGCCCCUGGGGCUUCUUUGACGGCAAACUGUUUCAGAGCAAACUGGCCCGGGCCGCUCGAGACCGGUCUGCCCUGAUGGACAUGUGCGAGGGUCAGGAAGAGCUGGUGUCCAAGGUGGAGAAGAUGCGUCAGGCAAUCCUCGAGGGCAUCAACCUGUCCCGCCCUCCUCUUCCCCCCCCUCCUCUUCCACCUCCUGCCUUCCUUCCCCCAGCUAUGGUGUCCCCUUUCUACCCCAUGCCUCCCCUCUACCCACCUCGCCCCAUGGGCAUGCCUCAUCAUCAUCACCCGCAUCAUCCACAUCACCCUGCCCAACACAGACCCAGAGCCUUCCCAGGGCUUCAGUCCAUCCCCCCUCAGGGAGGGAAACUGGAGAUAGCUGGCAUGGUUGUUGGCCAGUGGGCUGGGAACAAACCAAUCCGUGGACGAGGAGGGUUCAACAUGCAGGUUGUGUCAGUGGGAGCAGGGAGAGGGAGGGGUAAAGAGAUUCCAGCUAAAGUAAGGCCAGUGAAAAAGGCACCUACCAACAGAACACAGACGUCGCCACCCCCCCCAUCCAGCAGCCCCCCAAAGCCCUCAGAGGAGGCGGCCUCCACGCCAGAGGUUGCGACGCAGCAGCUGAACGGCAGCUCAGCAGCCAUCGCCAUCGGCCAGCCCUUGGAUCUGGCCGCCUUGGCCCAGCCAAUCCCGUGUGCCUUAGCCAGCAGAGACAACCAAUCAGACGGGGUGGAGGUGGAGGCCCCCUGUUGCCUUGACGACUGCCCGUCAGAGGGAGCGCUACAGAAGGAGGAGUGAUGGGAUCCUUCCCGGGAUGCACUGCUCUGAGAGAGUCCUCUGUGUAUGACUGCCUUUCCCUGUUUUUGUAGCCACGCCUGUGAUCUGUGCACGUUAUCACCUCGAGCAGGAGGUGAAGCGAGGCUCCUCCUCGUGUUCCCUGCUGCUCUAUGUGAUCAAGCAGUUAGCUGUUACUUCCUUUUUUUUUUUCUCAUGUGGUUUUACAUUGUUUUAUGAAGAGAGGUUUUCUCCAUGAGUCUUUAAGCGCCCCGCCCCUCAAAAAUCCUAAAUGCCUCCCUCCCGCACUCAGAGUAAAAUAAGCUUGGAAGCCCCACCCCCAUUACGACCCACCAAUUACGACCCAGCUCGCUUUCCCCCCGGUUUCCCAUCUUACGUAUGGCUACCUGUCAAGGUAAAAUGUUUUAUUUUGUGUUUUUAAUGGUCCCAUUGUUUGAAUCUUUGCACACAGAUGUUAAGUUUGCGGCUACGGAGACAGAUGGGAUGUGGUUUCCAUGGUCGGCCUGGUUGCCAUGGUUGGUAGUUGUGUGUUGAUGCGGUUUGUUGCCAUAGCCGUCUCGUGUCAGAGAGAUGUUUAGAGUUUGACUCUGGAUAAUUCGAGUAGGAUUUUAACAAAGUGUACCAUUCUUCUGUGCAGUGACCCUAAUCUCCCUAUACUCUAGCAGCACUGCUAAACACACAACAUUAGUAUAUUCACAAGCAACAUACCCCUUUAUAAAUGAAUUGGUUAUUUAUCACAGGAGCACUUCUGCACCAACAUGGUAUUAGUGUGCUAUCUUAUUUGGACCCAUGUAGCAUAGCCUAGUGCUUAGCUGUGCUAAGAGACCCCAUACAUGUAUGCACCUUAAGCCCUAAAGUAUGCAAGAUAUUACCCUGCUCCUCCAAAAAAGUGCAUUGUUAUAUUAUCCCCCCACUCCCCCACCCCACCCCGCCCCUUGUUCUUUUCUCCCAAAGCUUUGAUUGUAUUACCCCAACAGAAGCACUUAAUGUUGUAUUUAAAUAUAAUGAAUUUAAACAAGCCCCUAUAUAUAGAUGAAUUGGCAGUCUGAGAGGGGGUGUCCCCGCGUGUAAGUAAAUCAUUGACAUGUAGAACUACAUUUAAAAGUAAAGAUCUAUUUGAGAGACGUCAGAAUGUGAACAGAGUGGUUUCAGACAAAGAAGCACUUUGUUUAAAAGAAAUUUAAACCGCACUGGACAGUCUUCUACCAAGUGAUUAAAAAAAAAAUAAUCUUGAAGCACCUUCUGGAGUAAAGGCCAAAAAAAUAAUAACAUAAUACUGCCCAGCAAAAGAUGGAAAUGAAUGGUGAGGAUUUGGGUAACUGCUGCCCUCAGACUGGCCUCACUCGUUCAAUCAUGACCGUUGCAAUGAAGCUGAAAGGACUUCUGAUUCUCCACAUCAAGAAUUCCUGGGAAUCUUUUCAGAUUUCUAAAGUUAUUUCCAAAGUCUAUUUUAAGAAGGCUAGCCGAUUGAGGCAGCCAGAGAUAUAAAAGGGGUGUGGCGACGAAAGCCUCAAAGAUCCCCUCCACACCACCUUAUGGUGGUGAUUGAGCAACGGUUGUCAUGAUGAUAGCCCAACACCAUGAGCUGUUGCCCCGCAGAGCUCUGGUGUGUCACUUUAGACCAGCAGGAAGCACUUCCCUGCCCUGAAGUUCUUCAGCCGAACAAGGCGGAGGCUUUACAGGUCGGAUCACAUGUCACACGAGAGAGAGGGAGGCCUCACGGCGGACUUAAUUAAGUGUGCCGCUCACAAUCUGAGACUUCUAAGAUAAGGAAUUGUUUUAUUAGAGCACUUACGUUUGUAGAGAAUGAGAUGUGUCCCCAAUAGUAGGUUUCAUCUGACUACGGAAAUACAACUUACCAAUAGCCGGUAGCACAACUGCAGAUGUAAAAGCAGUAGACCGACAGAUACUGCCUGAGAGAUCCUGGCCAUGAACAUUGUAAUCUCUACAAACUCACUAGGAGAGGUUGAAAUGAGCUCACCAUGUUUAAAAAGGCAAGUCAACAAAGAAGCACCUUAUUUUCAUACUAUGUUGAUGACUUGUGCUCUAUCAUGUGCCACAAAAUUGACAUGGAAACAAGCUCUUAUGAAAUGCCGUUUUGAAGGGGGGAAACAAACCUGACUAUAAAUGUAAGUCUUGGUGUAGUCGCAUCAGACAUCCCUUCAAUUAUGAACACAACCAUGACAGUUGACCCAGCCUUGAGUGUAGGCCUACGCUCAUCAUCACAGGGCUGUGCUGCGCCGCCGUCUCUUACACCAACACCAAAUGAAAUCAGAGGUCUGGAAUGACUUGUUAGCCGUUAUUGGUAGGGAUUAAGCAUACAAGUGCUGUAGGUGUUUAUAGGUUAAGAGUAGGUAACAGCGUUGGGCUUAAAACAGGACAUUAACACAGACACAAAGACUAGGCUAGAGAAUAUAGCUCCACUGGCCGAAAUACUAAGUCUAGAAUUACUAGGAGUCAUAUACUUAACUGCUUUCAACUUUCGACAUUAGUACAAAUAUGUGUAUCGCAACAGUACAUUGUUAGAAGAUGUCUUUUCUGUGGCGAGCCAGAGUGUGAUCUGGUAUACAAUGCCCUCUCUCGAUUCGCUCGCCAUAUAACAUUUACAAACAGACACACACACACACACACACACACACACACACAACAAACAGGUAUUCAGUUGCAUUUGUUACCACCAGCAUUCUCUCUGCUUUUGUGCUGAUGUGAUUUUGUGCAGUUUCAGUUCCCAGUGGAGUGGUCGUCAGUUCAUCAGAGAUCAUUUUUGGUAACAUAUUCUACUGAUCCACAAAAAAAUCCUACAUUUUCAAGUUUGCAUGGAUUUAAAAUACAUGUUAGAGGUGCCGGGUAGGCACAGAAACAAUCAUCUACACACAGCACAUGCACAAGACAUUGACACAUGGCACACACAGAUACAUAGAUGUUAAACCCUGAGUUACACAGUAGCUAGUAUGGAGAAAAAAAAGUCAACACAAUACAUAAUGUAGUGUCCCUCUCUCGUCCUUGUCUGUUUUAGUUCGAUAGAUAUUUGAUCAGUGAUUUUUAUGCUUGUUAUCCUACCCCCCUGCUAUGUCACUUUUUCUCCGCCCUCCCUUCCCCCCCACCCCCCCAAAUGUUCAUUCACUUCUUCUCUCAGCCCCCUAAUCUUCCUCCAUAGAGUACAUGCAUCCACUUACACACACACACACUCACGCCUUCCCAUUAAUAGCAGUCACAUACACAUAUAUUUUACACACAGGUUAACCCUCCCGUCACUUCCUGUAUUUCAGUUAUUCUCUUUCACUCUUAUCACCUCCCUCUCUGCCUCUCCUUUUAGCCCUUUUAGGACCGUUCCUAUUGGACGUUUUUCUCUUUUUCUCUUUGGGCUGCCCCGCCCCUUAAUCAACCCAACUAACAGUAAAGGUUAUAUUAACGUUGAUAAUCAGUUUCUGUAUGUAUCUAGCCAGAGUCUGGAAAAAAAAAUCAAAACGGUUUUAUUCAAUUGUGCAAAUGUGUUUUUCUUACUAUUUUUAAUGUUAUUACAUCUUCUAAUCUAAUCCUUCUACCAUUGCUUCAGUUAGUACUGAAAUACGCUUAGCCAACCUAGAGAUUUGAACUGUAAUGAUUGCGAUUUUCCUUACCUGUAUUUUAUAUGGCAUCUUUAGACCACCGUUUAUUAUGUGCGUAAGUAAAUAUUGCCCGUUUUUCGAAAUGAAAAUUGUCGUCUGCACUGUUAUGAUUUUCAUAAUAUCCCUGAUAACAAUUUCAUGGUCGACUCAUUAUAAAUCUAAGCUGAACUCAGCGCCCUUGCACAAAGCAGCAAAACAUUUCUUGUAAACACCUGAGAACCAAAGUACACCUAGCAUCCCCCUUCUACCCUGAUAAAGUACCCCAGAGUCCCCUCCCCCACUCCGACGUUUUGCCCCCAGAGUAACAAGUUUUCUGAUGAGUAUGAUUAUAUAUAUAAAAUGACAUUGCAGCACGUGUGAUUUAUCUAACAAAGUCAAAGUGAGGUAGCUGUCUUUUUUAGUGGGGAGACAGACAGACAGGGAAAGAAGGAAGGGAGUAUGUGUGUUGACUGAGUGAGCGUGUAGGCAGAUUUGGACAUGUGACCAAGGGUUAAAGCAUUGAUGGUAAAUUAGCCAGCUACUGCUUACGCUCAGUUGUAUCUUUCAUUGACUGAAUUCAGACUGUGUGAACUACUGCGCACGCUCAGAUCAACACUAAUACACAGGAAGUAACGACACCCGACAAAUAUACUUUCAGUCACGCUGGGGUUUUGGCGCCCUCUUUUGCGUUUUUCUUACAUGUUGUGAUCUCUCAAACUUGCCUUUAAAGUCCCAGACUCAGAUUGAUGGAGCAACUUAUUGCUGUACUAAGCUUCUUCAUGUGUGGGCUUGGAGGCUGCUGAAAGUGGAUGAAUUCUCCUCAAAACACAAAUCUGAGAUUACUUGGCGUCUCGAUGGAUGUUAUUGUGCAAGCAAGAAAUUCACCUGUAUGAGGAUGAAACAACAAGCCUAAAUAGAUUAGAAAGUCCCUGCCACUACAGUAAAUGCCAAACAAAGUCUUGUUCCAUCUUUUCGUUAAGAUCUGAAAUGAUUCGUCAAUGAAUCGAUUCGUCGCUUGACAGAAAAUAAACCAAUAACAAAAUAAAAAACAUGGCUUUUAUAGUGUGUUAAUUGGUAAAAUAAUCAUUGCAGCCUUAAAACACUGGUUAAUUCAACAGAUUACAAUCCAUUGAUUUCUCUCCAUAAAAAUGUAUUUCCAGUUCAUUUCUAGUUUCUUGUCUUGUCUAAAUCUCGGCUGAAGUGUCUUGAGGAAGAUUCACCGUCUCUGUGACUGAUGAUGAAAUUACAGGAGUUAUGAUUAAAGCAUCCUGCCUCACUUCCUAUACGCAAAUGGGAGCGCCUCUGAAGAGCUCGACCAUGUUAAAGAGAACCAAAAGUCCCAGAAUAGAAUAUAUAUACUAUGUUGUAUUGUGGACGUCAAACAGUAUUAUUGUCUGUCAUACAGAAUGUGGAAAGGAGUCAUCACUUGUGUUGUACCUGUUCUGAUAUAUUUGCAGGGUUUUCACAGCAUUAUGUCCAAUCUGAAUUAAAGUCCCUGUUCUGUCUGUCUCUCUCUACACUGCCACCCACCCCCUCAACAGCCCCCAACCUCCAGUAUAAUCCCACCCCCCUCCAACCCGCCAGUGGCUGAGUCCCAGUAAGAGCCUCAAGUUGAUCACUAUGGGCCAUUUCUUGUCAUGUUGGUCAACCGUGCCCUCAGCCACAAGUGUACCGAUGCAUGUACUUCAGUACCCAGGGCCACCCGAAAACUA